UGCCCGCUGUCUUGCCAGAUGACUCGGUGCCCGCUGUCUUGCCAGAUGACUCGGUGCCCGCUGUCCUGCCAGAUGACUCGGUGCCCGCUGUCCUGCCAGAUGACUCGGUGCCCGCUGUCGUGCCAGAUGACUCGGUGCCCGCUGUCGUGCCAGACGACUCGGUGCCCGCUGUCGUGCCAGACGACUCGGUGCCCGCUGUCGUGCCAGACGACUCGGUGCCCGCUGUCGUGCCAGACGACUCGGUGCCCGCUGUCGUGCCAGACGACUCGGUGCCCGCUGUCGAGCCAGACGACUCGGUGCCCGCUGUCGAGCUUGACGACUCGGUGCCCGCUGUCGAGCUUGGUGACUUGGUGCCCGCUGUCCUGCCAGAUGACUCGGUGCCUGCUGUCAAGCUUGGUGACCCGGUGCCCGCUGUCGUGCCAGACGACUCGGUGCCCGCUGUCGUGCCAGACGACGCGGUGCCCGUUGUCGUGCCAGACGACGCGGUGCAAGCUGUCGAGGCAGACGACGCGGUGCCCGCUGUCGAGGCAGACGACGCGGUGCCCGCUGUCGAGCCAGACGACUCGGUGCCCCGCUGUCGAGCCAGACGACUCGGUGCCCGCUGUCGAGCCAGACGACUCGGUGCCUGCUGGCAAGCUUGGUGACCCGGUGCCCGCUGUCGUGCCAGAUGACUCGGUGCCCGCUGUCGUGCCAGACGACUCGGUGCCCGCUGUCGUGCCAGACGACUCGGUGCCCGCUGUCAAGCCAGACGACUCG
Messenger RNA from Staurois parvus, 756 nucleotides. NCBI's taxonomy places the organism in Eukaryota, Metazoa, Chordata, Amphibia, Anura, Ranidae. The record is from the annotation of a GenBank genome assembly.